AUGAACCCACUCAAGUGUGCAUUUGGAUUUACCUCAGGAAAGUUUCUUGCCUUCAUUGUGCGUCAUCGUGGAAUUGAAGUUAAUCCUGCAAAGAUUGACGCCAUUCAGAAAAUGCCCAGGCCAAAGAACUUGAGAGAUCUUCGAAGUCUCCAAGGAAACUUAGCAUUCAUCCGGAGGUUCAUCUCUAAUCUAGCCGGACGGUGUCAACCUUUCAAUCAUCUAUUGAGAAAGCAUAUCCCUUUUCAUUGGGAUCAGUCAUAUCAAAAUGCUUUUGAAAGCAUCAAAACAUACUUGCUGAAUCCACCUGUGUUAGGGGCGCCAAUGCUUGGGACGCCAUUGAUACUCUACAUCGCGGCACAGGAACGUUCACUUGGAGCACUGCUUGCUCAAGAGAAUGUGGAAGGAAAGGAACAAGCCUUGUACUACCUUAGCCGAACUCUGAUAGGAGCUGAGAUGAACUAUACGCCUGUUGAGAAAAUAUGCUUAGCGUUACUUUAUGCGAUAAAGAAGCUAAGGCAUUAUUUUGAAGCAUACACCAUCAAACUCAUCUCUCGAGCAGAUCCCGUGAAAUUCGUGAUGACUCGACCUGUUCUUUCUGAACGCCUAGCAAGAUGGUCCAUAUUGUUUAACGAAUAUGAGAUCACAUACACACCUCAAAAAGCUGUGAAAGGACAAGCACUGGCCAAUUUUCUGGCUGAUCACCCUCUUCCGGCAGAAUGGGAGCUUUCGGAUGAGUUUCCAGAUGAAGACGUUUUGUUCAUCGAAGAUUUCCACCAUGGAAAAUGUGAAACAUGCUCCGACAAUGCUGCAGAGUAUCAAGCUUUGAUCGUCGGUCACGAAAUGGCAUUAGAAAUGAAGAUUCUACAGUUGGAGAUCUACGGCGACUCUAAGCUGAUCAUCAACCAACUUUUGGGGAGUUACGAGGUAAAGAAGGAAGAUCUAUUGUCAUACCAUGAAUACGCUUCUGGUUUACUGGAAAAAUUUGACCGAGUGUUCUUGAACCACGUCCCAAGAGAAGAAUAUCGCAAGGCUGAUGCUUUGGCUAACUUGGCCACGACGAUGGCACUUGGAGAGAAUGAGUCAACAAAGGGGACAUUGUUUCGCCGCUCUUUUGAAGGACUAUUCUUGCGAUGUCUUGACAAAGAAGAAGCCUGCCAAGCGAUGGAGGAAGCACAUUCUGGCUCAUGUGGAGCACACCAAUCUGGUCCCAAGCUCCAUUUUCGCAUCAAGAGGAUGGGCUACUACUGGGCGACAAUGGUGAAGGAUUGCAUGGAUCAUGCCAAAAGAUGUCAAGCGUGUCAAUUUCAUGACAACUACAUCCACCAACCUCCAGAGCCCCUUCACCCAACUGUAGCUUCAUGGCCUUUUGAUGCAUGGGGACUUGAUGUUGUUGGACCACUUCCAAAAUGGGCUGAAGCUGCUCCACUCAAGGAGGUGAAAAAGGAGACUGUUGUCGAUUUUAUCAAGUCAUAUAUAAUUUUUAGGUACGGCAUACCAAGAUACAUAAUCACUGAUAAUGGAACGCCGUUUGACAACAAGCUCAUGAAGAGUAUGUGCGAGAAGUUCGGCUUCAAGCAACAUAAGUCUUCAAUGUAUAAUGCACCCGCCAACGGUCUUGCUGAAGCUUUUAACAAGACGCUUGGUAACCUUUUGAAGAAAGUUGUUGCAAAGAACAAGAGAGACUGGCAUGAGAGAAUUGGUGAAGCUUUGUGGGCAUACCGGACAACCUUCAGAACUACUACACAAGCAACUCCUUACUCUUUGGUAUAUGGCACAGAAGCAGUCCUGCCGUUGGAGCAACAAAUUCCAUCAUUGCGGAUAGCAAUCCAAGAAGGACUCACGUCCGAAGAGAAUGCUCAACUUCGCCUAGCAGAGUUAGCGGCAAUGGAUGAGAAAAGAUUGGAAGCGCAACAAAAAUUGGAAUGCUAUCAAGCUCGACUAGCUAGAGCCUUCAACAAGAAAGUGCGGCCACGAUCAUUCCAAGUGGGAGACUUAGUCCUAGCUGUUCGACGACCCAUAAUCCUCAACAAACGCAUAGGCGACAAGUUUACCUCAAAAUGGGAUGGGCCAUACGUUGUGAACGAAACCUAUUCAUGUGGCGCAUACAAAAUUGUCAAUAAGGAUGGUCUCAGAGUUGGUCCGAUCAACGAAAAAUUUCUGAAGCAGUACUUCCCAUAA
Messenger RNA from Nicotiana attenuata, 2178 nucleotides. RefSeq lists its product as uncharacterized. The record is from RefSeq and is a predicted model, not a curated record. Lineage: Eukaryota; Viridiplantae; Streptophyta; Magnoliopsida; Solanales; Solanaceae. Gene Ontology annotation, molecular function: nucleic acid binding; RNA-DNA hybrid ribonuclease activity. Gene Ontology annotation, biological process: DNA integration. The coding region runs from base 1 to 2178 and encodes 725 amino acids. The transcript is spliced from 4 exons.